Orcinus orca (killer whale) is the source of this 3831-nucleotide messenger RNA. Its product is annotated as transmembrane protein 106A. NCBI's taxonomy places the organism in Eukaryota, Metazoa, Chordata, Mammalia, Artiodactyla, Delphinidae. The record is from RefSeq and is a predicted model, not a curated record. The coding region runs from base 2585 to 3373 and encodes 262 amino acids. The transcript has 9 exons.
GCCUCUCUGCUCCCAGUCAUCUCAGAGCAUUGUCACGGUGGGCUCCUCCCUACGUAGAGCGUUCAGAAAAUCACAUUUCCUUUGGGAGGUGUUUCCUCUGGGAUGAUAACUGAGCAUGCAGACUGCCAGGUCCUCAGUGUGCCGCUGAGCACAUGAAUUUCCAGCCGGGGCUGAAAGCUGGCAUGCUAACCAGAGUGAGGUGCUUUCUGCAGUGCCCUGCCCAUAUCUUGCAGCAAGCAGUAAGAGCUGGGCCCUGCAUCAAGCCCAGAUCUGUAGCUAUGAAACUGAUAGGAAAAUAGGCCCACUCUCCUUUUACGUCUGACUUUUUUCUCGGGGAAAUCUCAUUUUCUUCCCAGGAUUAGAGCCCAGGUUCUCCGUAGGAAGAUAACGAUUCACGUUUCUUUAGGGAGACAAAUUGGCUUUCCCCGCAGGCACCACCACGGGAGCAGCAUUGCUGGAGGGCUGGUGAAGGGGGCUUUGUCUGUUGCCGCCUCUGCAUACAAGGCCUUGUUUGCUGGACCACCGGUCACUGCACAGCCAAUAGUUUCCGAAGAUCAGACAGCAGCCCUGAUGUCCCAUCUCUUUGAAAUGGGAUUCUGUGACAGGCAGCUAAACCUAAGGCUGCUGAAGAAACACAAUUACAACAUCCUGCAGGUUGUGACAGAACUCCUUCAGAUCAACAACGACGACUGGUACAGCCACCGCUACUGAGGAGUGACCGCGUAUUCAAUAACUUUGCCUGCUGCUCAGAGACGAUCUUUAUUCUGUCUUGGGGGUGUGGGGUGGAGGCCCUUGCUUAUUUUUUAAUCUGAUGAAUCUACAUAGAGCCCGUCAUUGAACUGUCAAGACAAUACCUGCCUUGCGGUAUUUUUUGGAGCAAAUGAAAGGACGGAACUUAAACCUUCACUUUAGACGUUAGAUGAAUUGUAGGAAGAGCAUUUUUCACUUGAUCUGGAUAAAACUCUUCUCCGUUUUAGUGCACUGAAAAGUGCAACUUAAACUCCCUAUAGAACCCGUUUUCUUCCUGCUGGUACUGAAGUUGAGUAUUUUUCUUUGCUUAAUUGUGGAUGUUUUCAAUGAGGAUAUCUGUUCAUUGUCAGCUUAUAAAAGAAAUUAACCUUGGAAGUUGUUUUCAAGAAUUACUCUCAUAAUUUUUCUAACCUAUCCCAAGCUUCAUAGCUGCGUGGUGUUAAAAUAACACCCAGGGCGCGCACGAUAGGAGUUUUGUUCCUCUUCCCUUCUCAAGGAGAAAGUCGUUCCCCUGCAAGUCUUAGUAACGGGCACUGUUGUUUUUCAAAAGACCCCCAGUGAUGCGUUUAGAGUACAUCCACCUUCCGGUCUCUGCACUUCUGAGAAAGGAGCGGGGAGUGUGCGCAUUAACCCAGCAGCACCUGUUGAGCAGUGUCUGUUGUAGCAAUUUUGCAUACAUUUUAUUUUAUUUAAGGGAAAAAAUGUAGGUAGUGUGAAAUAUUUUGCUAAUGCUACAAAGAAGGAGAGAAACUCUUCUAUUAAAGGGAAAAGUAAGUUUAACAGUUACCCUUUUUCUUUAUGUCGGGGGGCAGGCCUUUACAGUAGAGUGGGCGGGGGUGUAUAGGAACAUGAGAAAAGUGAAAGGCAGGCUCCUGUGUGAAUCAUGUCAGUGAAGUUCAGGGGUGGGCAAAUGAGUGGGUGUGAGGCUUAGGCCAUCCUGAUGGCCUCCUGAAUGUUUGCAAUCUGUUCAGGAGAACCUGGAACAAGAAAAAGAGGCUGGUGUUUUGCAAGACUUGGAUGGGAGCAAACUCACUGAGAAAGUUUUGGUUUAACCCCAGGGUACGCGAGCGGGAAGGAGCUCGCUUACAGGGUCCUGGUCCUCGCGCUGUUUUACAGAAGGGAGUCUUGGGUACGGCUGGUAAAGAGGUGUGACAAAGAACACUACAGAUUUGAGUCAUAAAAAUUACUUGCAGAAGAAGAAGACUCUGACCCCCAGCCUGAAGGGGGAAGGAUAGUAAAAUAGUAUUACUUAACCUGGUUUGGUGUCAUAACGAAUGGUGAUUUAAAUGAGUCAUGGGCCAUGAUGCGUCUUACAGGGUAGCUCUUGAAUGCUGUGAAAUAAGGCAGGAUUCAGACUGCAAGCCAACCAGCCUGCUUACUCUUUAAAACGUUUCUGGGGGGGGGCUUCUGGGUAGAGGCUGAGCGGCAGGGUGUGUGUAAUUCAUUCGGUUGAUUUGGGACGGGAUCUUGUCUUGACCAUGUGAGUUGUAUCGUAGGGCUCCAGGAGGGCCCCGGGGUCCAGUCGUCUGUCCCAUUGUACUUGUACCUAACCGCUUCAAGAAUGGUGAAAUAAACUUUGAAACCCCUACUUGGACUGGCCGGUCCUUUCGUCGGGAACCUCGCGUGGCCUUUGAAGAACCGAGAAGUUUUCUGGCCGCUGGGUCGAGAGAGGCUGGCCCUGGGAGGGAGGGGCGGGUCCGGAGGAGCCGGGGCGGAGCUUCCCAAGGCUUUGAGCCGAAGCUUGGGGCGAAAACACCGGCUCCCGCGCUUUCGAUUCUGCUUUGCAGGCGUUUCUGUCGCUGCGGUCGCCCGGGGUGAAAAAUACCCCUGAACGAUGGGUGAGACGCUCUCCCAGCUGGGCUCUCGGGAGGAUGAGAACAAGUCGAUGCUGCCCUCCGGCCCAGCCUGUGGCAGCGAGGCUGCCAGCUACUCCAGCACCACCGGCAGCAGCAAGCCUUCUUGUUCCUGUGCGCCUUGUGAAAGGGCUGCUGGCGGCAGCUUUGCGACUUGUCCCACCUGCCAGGGCAGUGGGGAGAUCCCUCGAGAACUAGAGAAGCAGCUGGUGGCCCUCAUCCCCUAUGGGGACCAGAGGCUGAAGCCCAGGCACACGAAGCUCUCCGUGUUCCUGGCAGUGUUCAUCUGCCUGGUGACCUCCUCCCUCAUCGUCUUUUUCCUGUUUCCCCGGACUAUCGCCGUGCAGCCUGUAGGCCUCAACUCCUCCACGGUGACUGUUGGCGAGGCCGACAUCCACCUCAAUAUAACGAAUAUCUUGAGCAUCUCCAAUAACAACUACUACCCCAUCGCCGUGACCCAGCUGACCAUUGAGGUUCUGCACCUGUCCCUCGUGGUGGGGCAGGUCUCCAACAGCCUUCUCCUCCACAUCGGCCCUUUGGCCAGUGAGCAGAUGUUGUAUACGGUAGCCAACAGGAUAUGGGAUGAAAACACAUACAAGAUCUGUACCUGGCUGAAAAUCAAAGUCCACCAUGUGCUUCUGCACAUCCAGGGCACCCUGACCUGUUCCUACCUGAGCCAUUCAGAGCAGCUGGUCUUCCAGAGCUACGAAUAUGUGGACUGCCGGGGAAACGCAUCCAAGCCCCACUUGCUGGUCCCUCGCCCGCCGUGACCUGUCUGCUGUCGUCGAGCUGCGGGCACCUGCCGGCCUGGUCUGUAUCUCCCACCACUCCAUGGCACCCAAUAGGACGAGAGUGACUCUGCCAAAGGAAAAGCCCUGCUUUAUCAUACCCUCCCCCUGUUCACCCCCAGCAGAGGAAGCUUUCUGUGGACGUUAACUUCAUACGCACACGCACACGCACACACACCCUCACGCCCUCUCUGAUUUCCACAGGAAUGGAAGCUUGGUUCUUCUAGAAGCCAGCACCAGAUAUUCCCCUUGGUCUGUCUUGAGGAAAGUCUGACCUGACGUUUCCUCAGAGCUGCCUCAGCGGCAUGGAGUGGCUCCCACACUGUCUGUGCUGAGCACCUUGGUUGCCCAGCUCGUCCAGGGAAGACCUUUGUCCUGCCUGAAUGUGGAGAAAGCUUUCAUUUUGUCUGGCUUUUAAUACAUGGAUCCUUUCCAAGUUC